AUGAUGCAGAGCUCAGCACUGGCGGCCGAAGGCUCUGUCAAGGGGCUUCCAGAGAUUCUCGGUGUGCCAAUGCAACAGAUUCCCCAGUGUGCUGGCUGCAACCAGCACAUCCUGGAUAAAUUCAUCCUGAAAGUCCUAGACAGGCACUGGCACAGCUCCUGCCUCAAGUGUGCGGACUGCCAAAUGCAGCUGGCAGACAGGUGCUUCUCCAGAGCUGGCAGCGUCUACUGCAAGGAAGACUUCUUCAAGCGUUUUGGUACCAAAUGCACGGCCUGCCAGCAGGGAAUUCCUCCAACCCAGGUGGUACGGAAAGCCCAGGACUUUGUCUAUCAUCUGCAUUGCUUUGCCUGUAUCAUCUGCAACCGUCAACUGGCCACGGGUGAUGAAUUCUACCUCAUGGAAGAUGGGCGCCUGGUCUGCAAAGAGGACUACGAGACAGCGAAACAGAAUGAUGAUUCAGAAGCUGGAGCUAAGCGGCCACGAACCACCAUCACAGCCAAACAGUUGGAAACGUUAAAAAAUGCCUAUAAGAACUCCCCCAAACCUGCCAGGCACGUACGGGAGCAGUUGUCCUCAGAAACAGGUCUGGACAUGAGGGUGGUGCAGGUUUGGUUUCAAAAUAGGAGAGCCAAAGAGAAACGUCUGAAGAAGGAUGCCGGGAGGCACCGUUGGGGACAGUUCUACAAGACAGUGAAGAGGAACCGCAGUGGCAGCAAACAUGAGAAGGAGAGCUCCGCGGAGGACUGUGGGGUUAGCGACAGCGAGCUGAGCUUCCGAGAAGAUCAGAUCCUCUCAGAGCUUGGCCACACCAAUAGAAUUUACGGCAAUGUUGGGGAUGUUGCUAGUGGACAGUUAAUGAAUGGAAGCUUCUCCAUGGAUGGGACAGGACAAUCUUAUCAGGACUUGAGGGAUGGAAGUCCCUAUGGAAUUCCUCAGUCUCCGUCCUCUAUAUCAUCCCUUCCUUCCCAUACUCCCUUGCUUAAUGGUCUGGAUUACACAAUGGACAAUAAUUUAGGAAUUAUAGCACAUGGAGGGCAGGGGGUGAGCCAGACGCUAAGGGCAAUGGCUGGGGGACCAACCUCUGAUAUUUCUACAGGAAGCAGUGUAGGCUACCCAGACUUUCCAACGAGCCCUGCCUCUUGGCUGGAUGACAUGGAUCAUCCUCCUUUUUAAGCACCUCCCACUUCUCCA
Molecule: messenger RNA, 1191 nt
Organism: Alligator sinensis (Chinese alligator)
Lineage: Eukaryota; Metazoa; Chordata; Crocodylia; Alligatoridae
Product: LIM/homeobox protein Lhx4
Exons: 6
Coding region: 1-1173 (390 amino acids)
Biological process (GO): regulation of transcription by RNA polymerase II; neuron differentiation
Cellular component (GO): nucleus
Molecular function (GO): DNA-binding transcription factor activity, RNA polymerase II-specific; RNA polymerase II transcription regulatory region sequence-specific DNA binding
Source: RefSeq, a predicted model, not a curated record